Messenger RNA from Effrenium voratum, 5561 nucleotides. The record is from the annotation of a GenBank genome assembly. Lineage: Eukaryota; Dinophyceae; Suessiales; Symbiodiniaceae.
CGUUCCAAAUCCAUGAUGGAUGACGUCCGCCUAGAUGGGAAGAGGUUUGACCGGGCCAGCUCGGCGCUCCUGGCAGUGAACAGCGGAGGAUCCCAGGCGUUGCAAGAAGCCCGAAAGGUGGUCGAAGAGGCGCGGGCCCAUCCCACCGCGGAGCUCGGGACCGCGCUCGCGAGUGCGGAGGAGGCUGCCGUGCAGCACUUUGGCUUUCAGUUGGUGAAGGAGUGGAUUGAGAAGAACAGAGUUCAGCGAGGACAGGAGUGGGCCGGCAUGAAGACGUGGCUGCUCCAGCGGUGGCAGUUCGACUGGCUUUCGCGACCCAGUUUCGUCUGGGGCAAAUAUGCGGAGGCGGUGGUGGCUGUGGCGAAGCACGACUGGCCCACCGCGUGGCCGGAGCUGCGGGCCGCCAUUCUGGCGCCCAACUUGGAUCUCAGCAAAGCGGUGCUCAGCUUCUCAGUUUGGAGCCAGCUGGCGGAGUCUCUUUCCGACGAAUCUCUCGGCGCCGCCCGGCGACGGGAGCUCACGGCGGCUUUCGGUCGCCACUUCGAGGAGCCCCCAGUCUUCGUGGAGUUCCUGCAGCGCGCACUGCACGCCUUUGGCGGCGAUGUGCAGAUUUUGCGGGAGGCGCUGAAACUGUGCAGGGCCCUGCCGCACGCCGUGCCCGUGCGGCUGCUGCUGAAGAACAAGUUGGACAAGAUCGUGGAGGUGGGACUGCAGUCAGAGAAGGAGCUAGCUUUGACCGCCCUGGCAGAGUGGGUCCAGAACUUGUGCCCGAAAGGAGGCAACGAGCCUGCGUCCCACGACUUGUGCCGACUGACAGCUUUGAUGACACGCCUGGUUCACGAGUGCAAGUUUGAUGCAGAAGACUUAUCCAGCCUCGGCUCUCACCAACAAGUGGCGCGCCUUUUCUGCGACUUGUGCACCUUAAACGCAGCUGGGAUGUGCAGCAUGCCGCAGACAGAGCUGAGCGCGAUCUGGGAAGCUUUGCUUUUCCUGCUACGCUACCCCUGCGCGGCACUGCAGGUGGAUACGUUGGCGGCCAUGGUCUCCUUGGCACGCGCGAAGGCAACACAGCCGGCGCUGGAGAACUUUGUAGGCCCGCUGCACGUGCUGCUGCUGAGACCCACGAAGGUCAGCGCAGAGCGCAGCAGCUGGCUGCUGAGGGCCCUUGGUCCGGUCUCCGCGCGGCGAGGCCCUAGCACCAUUGAAGAGUGGUGGCACUGGAUGAAAGUCACCGCCAGCGUCGAGAUGGUGGAGACAGAUUUUGCAGGGCAGCAGAUACAAGCGCAGAGACAAGGCAUGGUGAAGGUCCACAGCAAGGAGCUGCUCUGCGCCUGCGAUGCUUCCGGCUUCGAGGCGCUGUGCCGCUGCGCCGGGGGGCUGCUGGCCAGGGCCUUGGCAGGGGACGACGGAGGGGCGUGGCCGGAAGAGUGCGACAGCGCCAUGACGCUGGCGGAGGCGCCGGCAGCAGCGGCUCUCAAGGCCAAAGGUCCUGCCUUGGAUGUGGUGCUUCACUCCAUGCUGUCCUUCCUGCAACAGGUUUGCGUCGCUACGCCACGGUUCAACGUCCUCAUCGAGCACCGAAGGCUUCAGUUUCUGUCGGCCUGCGGCCCCUUCUUCAAGCUCUGGAAAGAGGAGAUACUGCAAGAGGCUUUGGCCCGGGUCCUGGCACGGCUCAAGGAGCCUAGCGAAAGGGAAACGAGAGAGGCCAAGUUGGAGCAGAGGGCCCUGGAUACCCUGAUCGGGAUCUGCAAGUCCGGGGCUGUGAAGGCACAGCACUUGGAGGCUCUGAAUUCCGAGUGCCACGCCCUGGUGGGCCGCGUCUCCUCGGGCACCGGGCGGGGCAAACUCAUCGAGGCCCUGACGCUGGCAGUGGCCUCCUGCGAGGAGUUGGACUACCCCCGCCGCGUGCAGUUGGUGCAAGGCAUCAUGGAGCAGGUGACGCUGGCCUGGCACAAUGCGGAGAUGCAGUCGGCCAGCCCCAGCUCGUUGUUGGAGGCGGUGGCCAAUGCGGCUGAGGCCUCCACAGCGCCCAGGGCCUCUCAGGCGCUGGAGGAAACCGGCCUCGCCCAGCUGAAAGAUACGCGGACCAUGCUGGCGACCUUUGUGGGCCUCGUGUCUCGCACCGCAUCCGCAACUCCGGCCGCGCGGAACGGGCUGGCGGACGCCAUCGUUGCCGAGUGGGCACCGGGGAUCUUCGGGCUGCUGCUGGCGCUGUGCCAGCUGUUCCUGGCGGCGCAGGCGGCCGAGGAGCCGACCAGGAGCCUCGUGCUGGUGCCCAGCCGCGCGGAGGUGGAGUCCAUGGUGGGCCACACGUUGAGCCAUGAAGAGGAUGAGGAUCUCCGGCAGAGCUUCGCCAUGGGUUUGGACCCCCGCUGGGCCGCGGCGGCGCGCUCGCUGCUCUACGAGCUGCGGGCCUUGAGCGCCAAGGCGGCGCGCGCCUGCAUCACCUGCCGGAGCUUCUGGCAGCUGCCCAGCUCCUCGCAGUGGGUCAAGGCCACCUUCCAGAGUUUGCCCGCGUCGCAUCCCCAGGUGGCGGAGCUGGUGUUGCGGGAGGUCUUCGUUCCUAUCACAAGAACUCAAGGCCUGCUGAGGGACCCCGAGAUUGCCAGACUCGGGAAUUUCUUCCUGCCGCCGCUCUGCAGCAGGGUCUCUGAGCUGCUGCACGACUGCUGGGGCCAUGGCAAGGCGGACACGGAGUUAUGCUCCCCGCUGCGCAGCGGGAAAUUGGAAGCAGCGCACGCCGCCUCCGUCGUAUCCUUCACUCGGGCUGCCUGCCACGCGCUCACCGCUCUGGUCGGCACGGAUCUGCCGCUGGCCGGACAGCCGGACGAUCCCGCGCACGUGCUGUCAGAGCAGAAGCUGAAGCGCUCGGCGCCGGUGCAGGCGUCGGCGCCCCGGAAGAAGAGGAAGAACCGGAGCAAGAAUCGAUUUGAGGCCUUGGGCGAAGACGAGGAGCUGGCUGAGGUUGAGGCGACUCAAGCGAGCUCGGAGCCAGCUCCGGGGCGGCCUGCGUUGGUCUUGGCGGUGCUUCGGGCUCAAGAGCUGCGCACAGCAAUCCGGUCGGUGAUCACAGACUUCAUGCGUAUCCCUGAUCCGGAGACAGUCACCCGCGCCAUGGUGGGCCUGGCGACAUGGUCCGCGCAGCUCUGGAACAUGGUGAUCCACGGCGAGGACUUGGCCUCGCUUUCGCUUGGAACUGAGGCCGGCUCCAUGGGCGAUAUCCUGCACACCGCCAGCGACGUGCUGCGUGCGUUUCCUCAGGGCAUGCAGCCGGUGUUUCGCCUCCAAACCCUGUCCCACGAGCAAGUCCCCGAAGGCUUUCUGCGAAAUCUGGUGAGGCAAAACUGGAGCAGCUUCAGCGUAUGCGGGUCUUUGGAGGGCAAGCGCUGCCCAUCCACUUUGAUCUGCGAAAGCACCUUCCCGAUUUACACCACCCUCAUCAUUUUAGUGAAGUUCUUUAAGCUCCAGUGCCGAAGGCUGGAGCUCUCCCCGGAGAAGCCUCAGCUGUACCUUUGCCCUCCGCUGGUGGAGGCGCUGAAGCUCUUUGGGGAGAUGCCCAACACCUCCCAGGAUGACAUGGACACCUUGCUGAAGACCCUGCUGGAUGCCGCCCUCACCAAGGAGAUGCAGCGGGCCGUGGUGCGGACGCUGCUCUUCGAAGCUUCGUGGCUCGACGAAAAAGGCGCGAGGCGGGAGGUCGGCGUGCCCUGGACGUCGGAGCGCCCCGGCGAAAAGGCGGGAGGGUGCAGGCAUCUCACGGGCUUUCACGAGGUGAGUCCUGGUAGCCCUGCGGCUGAAGCGGGGCUGGAGGUGUUCUUCGACUUCAUCGUCUCCAUCAAUGGCGUGAACCUAGAGCCGGGCGAGCAGUCGAUUUUUGCAAAGCACAUCCAGGACGCUGAGAACAGCACGGCCAAGCUGGUUGUAUACAACACCAGAGCCAACAUGACCCGAGAGGUCACUGUCAUGCCCAGAAAGUGGGCUGGCAACGGACUCCUCGGAGCCACUGUGCGAUAUGACUCUGUGGAUGUGGCUGAGAACCACGGGAUCCGUGUUCUCGAGGUCUUUCCCAAUUCGCCAGCGGCGCAUGCUGGCUUGGUUCCCUUCCAGGACUUUUUGCUGGGUACACCUCAGAGGGUCUUCCACGACAUCGAUGAGCUCGUGGAAGUGGUGCAGGCCAACAUCAAUGAGCGCAUCCAGGUGUACGUGUACAACGCCGAUUCCGAGUCCGUCAGAGAGGCCGUCCUCAUGCCAAAUAAUUCCUGGGGUGGCGACGGCUGCAUUGGCUGCGACAUAGGCACGGGCCUGCUACACCGCAUCCCGGCGCCGCGGCGCACGCCGGGGCCCACCUUCGCGCAAGCGGCUGGGCCGCCGGCCGUGGCCGUGCCGGCCGUGCCUGCCGGGCCGCCGGGCGCCGCGAUUUGCGUGCCCUCGCAACCGGCCUACGGCGGUCUUGCGGCGGGCAUUCCGCCGCCCGGCGGAAUUCCGCCGCCGGGAGGUGUUCCGCCGGGCGCUACGCCCGGGCUCCCGGCGAUUCGGCCGGGGGGCUCCUGGGCCCCACCGGCCCCGGCGGCGCCAGCGCAUGCGCCGGCGGUGCCUGGGGUUGCGCCCGGGCAGGCCCCGACCAUCACGCCGGAAGCCAUGGCCCAGUUGCAGGCGCAGAUACACCAAAUGGGCCUCGGCGCUUCCGGCCAAGCGCUCCAGAGCAACGGAGAGGUGGUCUCCCCCACUGCCUCAGCUCCAGAGAAUCCCAAGGCCCCACCCAGUACGCCCAUGAACGCGCAAGAGGUGCCGCCGGUGGACCUCUCAGCGGCCAUGGAUCCCAGCAAGGCGAAGCAACCGUGGCCCCGGGUGCUGGCGUCUAGAGUCGCCGCACGGCCACAGGCCUUCCCGGCUCGAUGCUUCGCUGCGGCGGUCAAGCCCAAGAUAGAGGAUGGCACGCUGGAGGGUAGGUAUGCCACGGCCCUGUUCAUGGCGUCCUCCAGCAAGUUGGACAAGGUGUAUACAGAUUUGACUGCGCUCCGGACCAUGAUGCAGGAGUCGCAGGAGUUCAAGCUGGUGAUCGAGACUCCGGGCAUUCAGCCCGAGAGCAAGGUGAUGGUCUUCGAAGCGGUCUGCAGCAAAGGCGGCAUCGAUGGCGCCGUGGUGAACUUCAUGAAGGUCCUGGUAGAGAACAAGCGCGCCCAUUUGCUCUCGCGCAUGAUUGACAUCUUUGAGAACUUUUACCGCGCUGAGAAAGGCCUGCUGCUCUGCAAGGUGACGUCCGCUGAGACCCUGACAGACACUCAGAAGAAGCAGGUGGAGGCAGCCAUGCAGAAGAGAGCGGAGGGCUCAAAGCUGAUCAUGGAGUACAACACCAACCCCGCCAUGCUUGGUGGGCUGAUGGUCAAGAUGGGCGAGGCGGUGCUGGACAACUCCGUGUCCACACGUUUGGAGCGGCUGCAGACGCAGCUGCUGGCACCGGUGGCUUGAGACCAAACUGUCUGGCGCUGGAAUAGUGCUGACGCGCGAUAUGUACAUGUUUAGCCAGAAAGGGCAUAGCCCUGUGGAUGCUUUGGCAAAAU